This is a messenger RNA of Ostrea edulis (European flat oyster), 2270 nucleotides long. RefSeq names its product epidermal growth factor receptor-like. Gene Ontology annotation, molecular function: transmembrane receptor protein tyrosine kinase activity. Gene Ontology annotation, cellular component: signaling receptor complex; basal plasma membrane. The coding region runs from base 74 to 970 and encodes 298 amino acids. The transcript has 6 exons. The record is from RefSeq and is a predicted model, not a curated record. Gene Ontology annotation, biological process: positive regulation of cell population proliferation; positive regulation of kinase activity; multicellular organism development. Lineage: Eukaryota; Metazoa; Mollusca; Bivalvia; Ostreida; Ostreidae.
AGAGGUUAAAAUAUUUUGGGUCACGUGAUAUACCAUUUCCACUUGAACAGCAAACUUCUGUGUUGAAGGAAAGAUGGAGGUUGUUGUAAGAUUAGUUUCGUUGUGUUUAUUUUAUGUAUCCCUUGUGUUGGGAGUAGAGAUUAUUGAUGUGGUAGAACAGUCGGUAUUCGGUCAGGGAAAUGAAUGUUAUGGUACCCACGUAGGUUUCGGUUACUCGGGGGGUGCCGAGUUUCACUAUGAAUCCCUGAUAAGGAGGUACCAGGGAUGUAAGCAUGUGGAAGGGAAUCUAGAGAUCACCAAUCUCCAAUCCUCAGCGAAAAUCUCGUACGACCUCUCGUUCUUAUCGAAAAUUGAAGUUGUGACGGGCUACGUUCUCAUUGGUCUGUUGGACGUGGAGUCCAUUCCUCUGACUAGUCUGAAGUUAAUUCGCGCCGAUAACAUGUUCAACAUCAUGGGGAAGGAUUAUGGUCUCGUUGUGGCCUUCACGGACUCCACAGGGAACAACCAGAAGGGACUGAGAGAGCUGCAGCUCCCGGCAUUGAGGGAGAUUUCCAAUGGACGCGUAUUAUUUCUGCAGAACCCGCUGCUGAACUAUGUGAACACUAUUUCCUGGAACGGCAUCGUCCCGGGAGUGUCAGACCCAGUCACAUACGGCGAAAGUGCCUAUAAUAUGACUAGUCUUGAAGUAUGUGACGCUGCCUGUACGAACGGAAACCAGCGCUACUGUUGGGGAAAAGGACCUAAUAUGUGUCAAUCUGUACACUACCCAGUGUGUGACGAAUUGUGUCCAGGUCGGUGUUAUGACAGUACGAUAGUAGGAUGUUGCCAUCCAGAGUGUGCUGUUGGUUGCACGGGACCAAGCAACGUCGACUGUUUUAUGUGUAAAUAUUUCAAGUCUGACUCUCUGUGUGUGUCCAGUUGUCCUUGGGAAGUGUCUGCACGCAAUGGACAAGAUUGCCUCAAGAAAUGAUGCAGAGGCGAUGUUUUUGGAGUUGGGAUUUGCACAUGUGAAGGAUCAAAUCAACUUGUAUGUGCCAAACACUAAUAGGUGUCUCAAAUUCAGCGUUGGUUCAGCAUGAGAAACACAUUCAUAAAGUUUCAUUUAAAGUGUCCCUUUCCCUGUGCCAAACUUCACUUGUCCCUGUGGUUGUACAUUCCCCGUUCAUUUAAUCAUGGUGAUAUAAUUUAUUUUAAAGCUAUACAUGUUAUAGACCAAGUUACCCAACAAGCGUCAGUUCAUGGCUUCCCAUAUAUUCUGGGGGAUUUUAAAAAUAUUUUAAUGAAUCAUUAUUGUACAUAAGUUGUGUAUAGAACUGUAAAACAUUCAUUAUAUAUCGUAUUUAAGGAAUAAAUGCCUGUUUUGUUUGUUACAUGGGGAUCUAAAAAAAAAUUAGAGACAUGGAGUAAUUUGCAUAAGGAAACCAACUUUCCCUAUAUAUUCGAUAUAUUAUACACAAAAUGGAUUUUUUUCCUUGUACAUGUAUUUUGUAAUUUGACUCGUUUCUUUCAUAUUUUUUGUCAAGAUGAAAGUUCACUUUUGUGUCACAUUUGGUUUUUUAUGGACAUAAUUACAAAUCAAAAGUUUACUACUGAGAAAUCAUUAUUAAGAUGGAUCAAUCCUCAUAUAGAUUAUAAAUAUUAUUGGUUGCAUGUGGAAAAAUUGUAUUAAUUUCCACUCAAUGUAGUUUAAUUUAAUUGAUAACUAAAGAAAAUGUGUAUGUUGCCACAUUUUUAAAGAUGUUAGACAUGCAAAAACAGAAGUACAUGUAUAUAUCAGCAUUUUAAAAAAUCACACAUUUUCGUUAAACAGAAUAAUAAAAAUAGAUAAAAACUUUUCGAAAUGACAAACUCUAAACGUCAACAGUUUAAAAAAAAACUGCUAAUUCAUAAAUAUGUAAAACUUAAUUUUGUAUAUUAGGGAAAUCAUUGUAUAAUAGACAUGCAGUAGAGGAAAUGCCAGCAUAGGAGUUAUUGCCCUUUACCAAAUUUUGUUUUAUAAGUAAUUGAUUAUCUAUGGAAAAUAAACAAUUUUUCAGUAUCAAUAGUUUUCCAGUAUUUUUAUUUUAUCCAGUGAAUAAAAUUCCUCUGAAAGACAUUUCUAUCAUGCGCAAAGUUUAAUUCAAAUAAAGAUUUUUCAAUAACCUAUGACGUCACAUAGGAUCGAUCUACCUUAAAUAUAAUAAUUCAUUCUUGCUGCUACAUUGAAGGACUAUUUUUACCAAGAUGUUACAUAUAUGUAUGUAGAUUUAAAAUAAAUUCGCUAUCAAAGA